Besnoitia besnoiti is the source of this 5736-nucleotide messenger RNA. RefSeq lists its product as uncharacterized. Lineage: Eukaryota; Apicomplexa; Conoidasida; Eucoccidiorida; Sarcocystidae. The transcript is spliced from 10 exons. The coding region runs from base 1 to 5736 and encodes 1911 amino acids. Gene Ontology annotation, molecular function: ATP-dependent diacylglycerol kinase activity. The record is from RefSeq and is a predicted model, not a curated record.
AUGGCGCCGCCUCCGCCUCGGCUCUUCGGCGCGGCGCCUCGCGGGGUCUCGUCUGCUCGUGCGUCGGCGCCGCCUCGGCCGCGCUUCUCACCGGCGCGAAGCCUGGAGCUCCGCCGCGGCUCCGCGCUGCUGCUUCUCCUCAGUCUCGUUCUGUUCCCCGCGCUCGCAGUCUCUUCCUCGGCGUCGGUGGCCCCCGCGGACUACUCAGACGACCUUUUCUGUGCGUACUACGGCGACAGCGAUUGCCCGUCGUUCCUGAGUUUCGCGACUCAGACGCUGGCUGUGGGCGUCCGCGCAUGCAGGACGUACUCGUCGCUGGCGUUUCGCAGCGUCUUCUCGCUGCUGUCGCGUCUGCCUUUCCUCGAGGCCCCCGGCGGAGGCGCAGGCGCGGGCGCGCGCAUGCUGCACGUCGUGCUGAGCGUUUUCGCGACAGUGCUCUUUCUGCUUCUUCUCUCGCAGAUCUUCUGGCGCUACCGCGUGCACCACUACAACAAAGCGGGCUCGCAGGGCCUCAUCCCCAAGUCGCUGCACCAGUGGGAGCCCUUCUCGUCGUCCUCCUCGCCGCGCUACUGCUCAGUCUGCCGCCAGCUGAUUUCUGGCUUCCUCAUCUACCGCAACACGGGUUGGGCCUGCAGCCUCUGCCAGCGCUACGCGCACACAAAGUGCCUCCGACUCGCGGAGCGCCUCGAUUGUAAGACGCCCUGUCUCCCCGCGCCGACACCGCACGUCUUCAUCCAAGGAAACCUCGCCGCGGAGGCCACGUGCUGCUGCUGCGGACUCGCCUGCAGCUCAAACUUUGGGCUCGACGGGCUCCGCUGUCUCUGGUGCAACCGCACGCUCCACGAGGAGUGCCGCCACCGCCUCCCGUCGCCGCUCUGCGACCUCGGCGCCUUCCGCCAGCUGAUUCUCCCUCCCUCCGCCGUCAGUCUCAGCUUCUCGCUCCUCUCCUCGAACCGCGGCCUGCUGCGCGUUGCCUCCUCGCUCUGGGGGCGCCUGGGCGUCAAGGAAGUGAUGAAGGAGGGAUUCAAAGAGGGCCUCAGGGAAGUUCAGGAGGGCGUUCGGAAGUUCAAUGAAACGAUCGUCCAGCCCCUGAAAAAAUCGCUGAAAUUCGAGCAAAAAACGCACGCAGGCGAAAAGAAGACCCCACACACUGCGAAGGCUGCGGGUGCGGCCUGUGCUCCUGAGAGCGGGAAAUGGAAGGCGCGCGAAGCAGAGGCGCCGAGCCAGAACGCGCCCGAAGAGGGCGGAGCAGUAGCCGCCGCCACCCCUGAGGACAAAGGAAAGACAGGGAAACGAAAGACAGCAAGAGAGAAAGCGAAGGACGAGAAGAAAGGGGGGCACGAGAAGAAAGCAACUGCAGAGGAGGCUCGCGUCGGCGAGGAGACUAAACAUGCUCCAAAGAAUGAUAGCGCACACGAAGGAAAACCGCCAGCUGCGCAACGCGGCGUCAAAGAGAACGAACCCGCUGCUGGAGACAGGGGCCUCUCCAAGAUCGACCGCGAGUCUCAGGCGCCAGGAGAAACGGCGCCUCCAGAUCUCGGCUCUCUUGGGGAUGCCCACACGCUGUCCUGCUCUGGAGCCUGUUCCUCGCUCGAGUCGACUGACCGCCUACGAGCCGCCAGCGCGCCCGCCGGUUCAACUGUUUCAGAGACGCCCACGGCGCCCUCUAGCGUCGAGGCCCCCUGCGCGCGGGCGGGAAAAGGCGCCGCUAAAGAGCGGAAGCAGCAGCGAAAAGCUGCAGCCGCGCAGGGAGACGCGGAAAGCGUGGGGGAUGAGGCGGCAGCCGGCAGCGGAGCCCGUGAGGGAGAGACGCGGCGAGCUGCCGCCGUGCAUUCUGGAGACGCGACGGCCUCGCCUUCUCCUGGAGCGCGGGCGCCCCGGCGGUGUGGAGGAUCGGGAGAAGAAACGGGCUCGGAGGCCGCGGCGCGCGACGCAUCUCGACAAGCCUGCUCCACAGAGGAAGAGGACGCCGAGGAAGAGAAAGCGAGCAGCGAGCCCGCGAAGCUGACGCUCUCGUUCGCUCGGAGCGACGGCGACGAGGGCGCGGAGCGAGCCCGGAGGGGCGGGGGAGAAGGCUCGCGUUGCGUUGCGAACAAGAAGACGCAGAUGCCGCUGAAGGCUGCGAGCCGGAAGACUUCUGUGGGGGGCGGCAAGGCGAGGCGCGGGGAGACAAGCAGCCGCACGCAGAUGAUGUAUACCGUCGCCAAGGUGAUGCCGCCCAAGGCCUCCGUGUGGAGACUCAAGUCGAAUCCGAGUCUCUGGUUCGCAGAGGCACACGCCACGCCGCUGCUCGUCUUCGUCAACGUGAAGAGCGGCGGCCAGACUGGCAAGUCGAUAUACAAAGACCUCGUCGCAGUCCUCAACCCACUGCAGGUGAUUGACAUCCAAGCGGAGGGCGGACCGACGCGCGCGUUGACCUUUUUCAGGCCGCUGGCGCUGACGAAGCGGCUGCGCGUCCUCGUGUGCGGCGGCGACGGGACUGUGGGGUGGAUUAUCGACAGCAUCCACAAGGUCUACGGCACGAAGGCGGAGACGGAGCCCAGCGAGGCGGCUGAGCAGACAGAGGAAGACAGGGGCGCGUGCGCCUCGGAGACGGGCAGCGGCGCCCUCGACUCUGCAGCCGAAGGCGAUACCGCGAGAAGCGCGGACGAGACCUGCAGCCGCACCACCGCCAGUCCACACGCCCCAGCCGCGGGGGCGGGCGCCCCGCCGGAAGGCGCGCCGAGCCCGCGGGCCCCACAGAAGGCUGGGGAGACGGCCAAGCGCAGCACGAGGCGCCGCCGCGAGGGCAGUCUCUCAGGGAAGAACGAGACCAACAACGGCGCGAGCGACCUCAGCAGCCUCGUCCCUGUGGGCAUCUGCCCCCUCGGAACUGGCAACGACUUGAGCAACGUCCUCGGAUGGGGCUUCUCGUUCGACGGAGACAUCAUGAAGCAUCUUCUCAAGAUUCAGAGCGCAGUCUCCUCGACGUUGGAUCUCUGGAAGGUGAAAGUUGUAUCUGACAAAAAUGCGCCGCUGGUCGAGACGACGUUUUCCAACUACCUCGACGUGGGCGUCGCGGCGCGGAUCGUCCUGAAGUUCCACAAACUGCGAGAGGAGAACCCCGAGCUUUUCCAGAGUCGACUCGGGAAUAAAUUCCUCUAUGGCGAAGUCGGCUUUCGGGACUUCCUGGUGACGCCCAACAUUGCCUUGCGAGGGCUGAAGAUUUUCUGCGACGGCGAAGAAGUUCCGCUGCCCUACCUCGAGGGCGUCUGCGUCGUGAAUAUCCCCAGCUUUGCAGGCGGCGUGGAGCUGUGGGACACUUGUCCAGACUCUGUCUUUUCCACCACCUCGCGGUCGCCGGGUCGGCUGUCACCUCUUGCGUCGCAUCGGCACUCCUCUCACGAUUUGUCUGUCUCGCUCGCUGCGGAGCACGGACUGCCUCUGUCUCUCGCGAGUAAAAAGCUGCUUAAGCAGUCCGUCUCCUCUGCGUCGCUCGCGUGCGAGGUGUUCGCCGCGCGCGCGAGCCAGGAAUCUCGUUCGGCGCUGGGGCGAAGUCCCCGCGGGAGGGGCGCCGGGAACAGCCUCGAGAUGGUCCGUCUGUCGUCUUCGCCCUCCUAUUCGUCGUCUUCUUCGUCGUUUUCUUUUCCGCAACCGGCGGGCGCGCUGAAGGCGGCCCCAGACUUGUCGUCUUCGUCGUCCUCUGCGUCUCUCUCGUCCUCCUACACGACUGGUCAGCUGGCGACCGCCGGAAGGUCGCCGGGUCCCUCGCCUUCGCCCCUCUCGCUGCUCCCGCGUCGGCCUUUUUCGGCUACGGCGAAGGCCACAGCAGAGGCCUGUGUCUCCUCUCCCUUCGGCGCGCCAGGGCCUGGGAUGAGGCGGCGAGACGAGGACGGCGUCGAUUGCGAGGCUGCGCAGGGCGCCGUGAUCGGGCACUGCUGCUGCUGCGGCGCAAAAAUCUCCCUCACCUCGUCCUCGUCGUCGCCCUCUGGCUCUGCGUCUGCUUUCUCCCUCUCCUCCUCCCUUCUGUCGACCGCGUGCUCCGCACCAGGGCCCCACGCCGGCCUCUCUCGCGGGAGAGACGAGCGAGGCGGCGACCGGCGCGGCACUGCUGCGCCGCGUCAAGACCUGCAGUCGCCAGUGCCUUUUUCGUCGUCGUCGUUCUCGACUGCUGGGCGCGUCUCGGGGUCGCAGCCCUCCUUGCCCUUGUCACUCUACUCGCCGCACCCCUUCUCCGCGCCGGCGCUGCGGCGCGGAGACUCCGCGCCCCUGCGGCUCGACGCGGAGCGCCUCGGGCGCCGCCGCGAGGGCUGGGGUGCGACCGCGAUCGACGGGGCGGAGGCGGAGCGGAGCGCGACGGGACCAUGCAAAGAGGCGGAGACACGCGGAGGAGGAGAAGAAGCGCGAGAGGGCGCCGCGACCGCGCACAGAGAGAGCAAGAGCCGACACAUCCGGAGGAAGGAGACUGUCUCCUUCCAAAGCAGAUCGUCGUCGUCCUCUUUCGCAGGCGAACCGGCCGCGACGACGGGCGAGGACACCGCCACUAGCGACGAAGAGGAGACCGCGGAGCGAAUGCGGACGCGCGCUCUCAGACAGGAGCUCCGGCGGACGUGUUCGUCGUCGUCAAUCUCAGAUUUCCCUUUAUCGCCUGCGUCGUCUUCUCUCAUUUUGUCCUCGGACCCGCGCGACCACGCGAAGGCCCCCGAGAUAUCAGCCAUGCGCCUUAGGCGGCGGUGCUUCUCCGCAGAGCCCCGAGCGGGGCGUAGGCGAGGCCGCGACGAGGUGCAGACGGUCGCGCAGGGUGGGGAGAGGCGAAUCAAGAGCGCGGGCGGCCUCCACGCAGCGAGACGAGAGAAGAAAAACGGGAUGCUUUGCUGCGGAGUCUGCUGUGGCUGCUCCUCGCUCGGGGUUCCCGCCGGCGUCUGCUGCGCGGCGCCGGAGGGAGCGGUUGAAGACGAGCGACGACGCGCGAAGAAGGAGAGGAGGAAGAGCGCCUUCGCGAGCAGUGGCGGCGCGCGAGGCGAGGCUGGCGGGCGACAGGGAGAGGCCGCGACGACGCGCAGAAGAGAAGAGAGGUCGGCUCUGUUCGCGUCUGGAGGAGACACUGCCUCAGGCGAGGACGAGGGAGAUCUGGAGACUCGAGCGGAGAAGAAAGCAAUGAGAUUCCGGCCUGCUUCCGCGAGGACGGCGAGACCUUCCUCGGAGCUCUACGGUGGCGUGGGCGGUCUAUUUGGAGGGCCUGACCGCGAGAGAGAGGCGGCCGAGCAGGCCCCGCUGCCAGCGGGAGACAAACUUCUGCACCACGCAAAUCACGCAUCCACGAAUGGAAACGCGCGAGCCAGGUGGAGACAGCAGAGCAUCAACGACCAACUCAUCGAGGUUGUGGGCUUCAAAAGUCUGUUUCACCUUGGCCAAGUUCAAGUCGGUUUGGCGAAGCCAGUCCGCAUCUGUCAAGGGAGAGAGUUGAAGUUAAUUCUGCCUCAAGAAGUGCCUCUCCAGAUCGACGGAGAGCCAACGAUGCUUCAAGCCAAUACGACGAUGCACAUCACCUGGAAUGCGGAGACGCCCGUCCUCCUGGCCUCGGAUAAGUCAGCGGAGAGGCAGACGCUCGCCACUGUUCAGCAGGUAAAUUUUUGUGAAAAUUUUUGCGUGUCUGCGGUUUUCUGCUUGCAGGUGCUCGCGACGGCGUACAGCCGCGGCCUGCUCAAUGACUACCAAUUUGCUCAGCUGGCAAAGGAAUUUCAGAAACGAUUUUGA